GCAAGGAAAUCCGAAUUAUACAUCCACAGAAUGAUAAUUCGGCUUUGUAGGGCCCACCGUUUACUGGUUCCGUAGCUAGAGUAAAUCGAAGACGCGCUUCUCGCCAUGGCGGCGGCUGGGGAGUGGCACGGAGAAUAUGACCCGCUUGAGGACCCUGAAGAGCAGCGGCACAUACUCUCUAUCUUAGACUCAUUCCGCUCCUACCGCCGCCUCGCGCACCACCACGGCACCCACACCCGCCGCCAAGCCUUCUACGCCCUUCCCUCCGCGCACUGGACCCUUCUCGCAGCCCCCCCCUUCAACAUCCUCUCCUCUCUCGACCAGCUCGACACCCUCGUCGAUGCCAACGCCGACCUAGCCGACGCAAUUUUCAUCACCGGCUUCCGCGCCUUCGUCGGGCCCCACCUUCCCCCCUCCCUCGUCGCCUCCGUCAUCGAAUCCAAACGCCUCGACCCUUCCGACGAUCUAGCCAUCUGCUCCGCGCUCCUCGACGAACUCGACGCCAAAGCCACCCCAACAGACUGCGACAAAGCCCGCAGCUGCAUCAACCAAUUCUACCGCGACUGGAGCGCGGCCGGCUCCGUCGAGCGCGACGCAUGCUUCAGCCCCGUCAUCUCCGCCCUCGUCGCCGAGUUCACCAACAACAAACCCGAUCUCAACGACGUGCAGGUCCUAGUCCCCGGCGCCGGCCUCGCCCGCCUCGUCUUCGACCUCGUGCGCGCCGGCUUCACCGUCGAGGGCAACGAGAUCUCCUACCACGAGCUCAUGGCCUCGUCGCUGGUGCUGAACCACACGACGCGCGCGGGCGAGUACACCAUCGCGCCCUUUGCGCUCGGGGGGUCGAACCACCACUCGCGGGCCGACCAAUUCCAGACCUUCGCCGUCCCGGACGUGCUCCCGCGCGCGGUGCUGGCGGACGCGGGCAGCGGCAGCCGGGUCCACGCGAGCGAGCGCAUGAGCAUGUGCAGCGGGGAUUUCUGCGUGCUGUACGGGCCGGGCGAGGACGGGCAGGGCGGGGAGCAGGGGCGGUUCGAUGCGGUGGCGACGGUGUUUUUUGUCGAUACGGCGCCGAAUGUGGUGAGGUAUGUCGAGGCGGUGCGGCAUUGUCUGAGGGAAGGGGGCGUGUGGGUUAAUCUGGGGCCGUUGCUGUGGCAUCAUGUUGCCAAGGGGCCGGCGGAGAGUCGGGAGGGCGGGGCAGGGGUGAGGGAGCGGGAUAUGGAUCGUGGGGUUGCGGAGCCGGGGGCUGUGGAGCUGACGGAUGAGGAGAUGGUGAAGUUGGUGGAGUGUUUUGGGUUUAAGGUUGAGCGGCAGGAGACGGGGAUGGUGGAGAGCGGGUAUAUGCAGAAUCCGAGGAGUAUGCUCGUGAAUACGUAUCGGCCUUCCUUUUGGGUGGCGCGGAAGGUUUCGGAUGCGUAGGGUCGGGGGUGGUGGGGUGGGUUGGCGUGGUUGUCAGAGUGAAGGGUUGGGGCUUCUGGUUCUUGAGGUGAAGUGGUUCAGGGAU
Molecule: messenger RNA, 1501 nt
Organism: Mytilinidion resinicola
Lineage: Eukaryota; Fungi; Ascomycota; Dothideomycetes; Mytilinidiales; Mytilinidiaceae
Product: methyltransferas-like protein
Exons: 2
Coding region: 106-1416 (436 amino acids)
Molecular function (GO): S-adenosylmethionine-dependent methyltransferase activity
Source: RefSeq, a predicted model, not a curated record